AUGUCUUCCACAAUUCCGUCGUCCUCGCACUCGGAGGCGGAGCUGAAGGCGGCAGAAGCUCUGCUGAAGUUGUCGAGGCAGGACGAGGUGCCGCGGCAGAGAAGGUUCAUCUGCAACAUGUGCAAGAGGGAGUUCGGUACUCGGCAGUCGCUUGGCGGCCACCGCGCCAGCCACAGGGGCCAAAAGGGCUGCUACGAGAGGGCCAGAGAAAGAAGAGAGAACCGUCGUCAAGACGGGACGAAGAGAAAAAGAAAGAGAGGGAGGGAGGCAGCCGGACCACCGUCUGAGGCCGAUCCAGUUGAUGCAGCAGCACCACCACCACCAGCAAUUCAUCGAGAGGAAGCAAGAAAGCAUGGUCCUGCAGCAGAUGGGAGUAGAACAAGGAAGAGAAUGAGAAAGGAAACUAUGGAGAUGUCGGACGCGGCCAAGCCUAUUGAGACAGCUGCGGCGGCGGAGGCGUCGCAGGAGAGAAGGUACAUCUGCAGUUGGUGCAACAAGCAGUUCUCCAGCUGGCAGGCGCUCGGCGGCCACCGCACCAACCACAAGGGCCAAAAGGGCUGUUCCGAGAAGGCCAAAGAAGCAACAGAGGAGAUAACGAGGAAGAGAAAGAAAAAGGAAACGGAGUCGUCGGAGGGCAAGCCAAUCGAGGCAGUAGCGGCAGCAACUCCUGCGACGUCGUCGCCUACGGUCGGGUCAUCGGUGUCAACAUCGACAAUAACAGCAGAAGGGACUGAGGAGAUGACGAGGGGGAAGAAGAGGAGACGGCUCGACCUGAACCUAUCGCCGCCGGCGUCAGAUUGA
Messenger RNA from Musa acuminata AAA Group (dessert banana), 801 nucleotides. RefSeq names its product zinc finger protein ZAT2-like. The transcript has a single exon. The coding region runs from base 1 to 801 and encodes 266 amino acids. The record is from RefSeq and is a predicted model, not a curated record. NCBI's taxonomy places the organism in Eukaryota, Viridiplantae, Streptophyta, Magnoliopsida, Zingiberales, Musaceae.